AUGGUGCUGCGCCACUCCUGGGCCACGUCUCCCCCCCCUUGGCUAAUUAACCCCCCUCGUCCUCCAUUCUCUCUUCCCACUCUACUCCCGAUUGAUCCUAUUCUCGGAACCCUUCUCUCUCCGUCCUUGUUCACAAUCUUCCUUCUAUCCCUACGGAGUACUCUGUACCGGUUCCUCAAGUUCCCUACCACACACCUACCUUACCCCAAAGUCUUUCCUGGAAAAGAUCGUCGCUCUUCUCGAACCGAACCAAAGCACCCCCCCUCUGACGCAACUCUCCGCGAAAAACAGCCGCUUCUUACCCUUCCGCUCCUCUCGCAACCGACAACCAUCGCCGCCCCGAGCGAUCAACUCCUCCCGCUCCGGCUCGACCUCGACGACGUCUUCGAUAUCCUCUACCGCAUCGGCUUCAGAAGCAUCACCACCAGCAUCCCUCCAGCUUUCCCCCUCGACCUCCCCGACGAGCAGUACAAAGUCCGGCCACAGAUCUUUCUUCUUGCAACCUCCUGCUCCUUCCCGUCUUUGUCCUUGGACCUGGCCAAGCUUGCUCUCACCUCGCCGUCGCCGCCGCCGCAGCAGCAGCACUGGGAAGUGCGACCUGAUGAGGUCACAAUCUUUCAUCAUCUCCUGCACUCCAGGUCGGACGACAGCCGCAGACGGGCAAGCACAUGCCCAUCUCGUCUCGUCGCUGCUGGUCCCAAGUGCCGUCGGUGCUCUCCCCGCAGCAACCUUACUUGUCGUCUUCUUUUGGACGAUGCAGAUCACGAUAUUCUCCCACACGGGAACCAUUUGGGCUUACUCGUGUUGAUUGCAGUCACCUACGAAGACAUCAAGUCGCUCAAGAACGACUGGUUGACAGACAACAACAUUGCUUUCUGGGAAGAAUGGCUGGAACGCGAAGUCCUCCCCAAGUACCCUCAAGCCCGCAUCAUCCUGCUUCGGCCCUCAAUGACCUUCCUCCUCAUGAAGGAGCCCGACAUGCGCCAGAUCCGCUCCGCCCUCCCCGACUUCUCCAAAGUAACACACAUCUUCCUCCCCAUCAAUGACGCCCGCAACGUCGCCCAGGCCGAGGGCGGCUCCCACUGGUCCCUGCUGCUCGUCAGCGCCAUCGACGGCGUCGCCUUCCACUACGACUCCCUCGGCGGCGCAAACUACGCAGAAGGCCGCCUCGCCACCCACAAGAUGUCCGAGAUCCUCGGCCGCCCACUCCGCUAUCUCAACCUCGACGACUCUCCCCAGCAGGAGAACGGCAGCGACUGCGGCGUGUUUGUGUGUAUCCUAAUGCGCCACCUGCUCAUCAAGCGCCUCCUCAGCGCCAACGCUCGCGAAAAGGUCAGCAUGAGCAUGGCCAACAAGCUGAUUGACAGCCACGGCGGACGUAAAGAGAUGCUCAAAAUUAUCGAGAGCUUGCGCAAGGAGGGCGAGCGGAGGAGAUCGUAA
Molecule: messenger RNA, 1440 nt
Organism: Colletotrichum paranaense
Lineage: Eukaryota; Fungi; Ascomycota; Sordariomycetes; Glomerellales; Glomerellaceae
Product: Ulp1 protease family protein
Exons: 8
Coding region: 1-1440 (479 amino acids)
Biological process (GO): protein deneddylation; proteolysis
Molecular function (GO): cysteine-type peptidase activity; deNEDDylase activity
Source: RefSeq, a predicted model, not a curated record